AAUCCCAGCAUGCACUGUUAAGCGCCUGACUUUCUUCUGCACAAAGUUCUCAAGUUUGUUGCUGGCUGGGUGAUCGGGAGGACGGCAUCCAUUUGCUGCUCUAAAGUGCCAUUAUGGGGCGACUUGAUGGGAAAGUCAUCAUCCUCACAGCAGCCGCUCAGGGGAUCGGCCGAGCAGCUGCCUUAGCUUUUGCAAGAGAAGGUGCCAAAGUCAUAGCCACAGAUAUCAAUGAGUCCAAACUGCAGGAACUGGAAAAGUACCCGGGUAUUCAAACUCGGGCCCUCGAUGUCACAAAGAAGAAACAAAUUGAUCAGUUUGCCAAAGAAGUCGAGAGACUUGAUGUUCUCUUUAAUGUUGCUGGCUUUGUCCACCAUGGAACCAUCCUGGACUGCGAGGAGAAGGACUGGGACUUCUCAAUGAAUCUCAAUGUCCGCAGCAUGUACCUGAUGAUCAAGGCGUUUCUUCCCAAAAUGCUUGCUCAGAAAUCUGGCAACAUUAUCAACAUGUCCUCUGUGGCUUCCAGCAUCAAAGGAGUGGUGAACAGAUGUGUGUACAGCACAACCAAGGCGGCCGUUAUUGGCCUCACCAAGGCCGUGGCUGCAGACUUCAUCCAGCAGGGUAUCAGGUGCAACUGUGUGUGCCCAGGAACAGUUGAUACCCCAUCUCUACAAGAAAGAAUACAAGCCAGACCAAAUCCUGAAGAGGCACUGAGUGAUUUUCUGAAGAGACAGAAGACUGGAAGAUUUGCAACUGCUGAAGAAAUAGCCCUGCUGUGUGUGUAUUUGGCUUCCAAUGAAUCCGCCUACAUGACAGGGAAUCCUGUCAUCAUCGAUGGAGGCUGGAGCUUGUGAUCGCAGGAUCUCCUUGCUGGGAAGGCGGGCCCUUCCCGUCCUCAGUGAACCUGGUUAUGAAGAAAACGCGCCAUCCUGUCCUUCUUAUUAAUGGCAUAGGAAUGAAAACAAGCCCUGUCGUUGUUCACAACUCCGGUUCUUUAAAUAUCUUAAUCUCUUUCUAAUCUCUUCUACAAUCAUUGUAGGUGACAUAAAAGGUGAUGAACUCACUGCAAAUGGAUAGUUUUAAAAAUAAACCUCAAUUUGUAAGCAUACAAAAUAAAAUGUCAGUAUGAAGAAAAAA
Molecule: messenger RNA, 1134 nt
Organism: Pteronotus mesoamericanus
Lineage: Eukaryota; Metazoa; Chordata; Mammalia; Chiroptera; Mormoopidae
Gene: BDH2
Product: 3-hydroxybutyrate dehydrogenase 2
Exons: 10
Coding region: 114-851 (245 amino acids)
Biological process (GO): siderophore biosynthetic process
Cellular component (GO): cytoplasm
Molecular function (GO): 3-hydroxybutyrate dehydrogenase activity
Source: RefSeq, a predicted model, not a curated record